AUCCGGCUGGGUCAUCCCAUAGGUAGGCCGAACAUGCACCAACAAAUGAAGAAUUUAGAAGCCGUGUUAAUUUUGACACACGUGGAAGUGUCGUGUGGAGUUGAAAAAGAUGUUAUGAUACAGUGUCUCUUUUGUUGACGGUUCCAUGGGAGGAGGGGGCACUGUAAUUUUUUCACAGUUGAGAGUGAGAUUGGAAAGGCCUUGAGCUGGCCCUGGACGGGAUAUACCGCCACGAUUGUGGGGAAUCCGGCCGGGAGGUGUCCUAGCUCUCCGAGCAGUUCCGUGCUGUUCCACGGCUUGGUUGGCCUUUUGUCGGAGAAGCGGCGACAUUUUGAAAAGCUCGUAUUUGCUGUAUCCCAGUUCUUGUGACUUCUCACCAGGUGAUUUGGUUUGGGCCAAGAUGGAGGGUUACCCCUGGUGGCCUUGCCUGGUUUAUAACCACCCUUUUGAUGGAACAUUCAUCCGCGAGAAAGGGAAGUCUGUCCGAGUUCAUGUACAGUUUUUUGAUGACAGCCCAACAAGGGGCUGGGUUAGCAGAAGGCUAUUAAAGCCAUAUACAGGUUCAAAAUCAAAAGAAGCACAAAAAGGAGGUCAUUUUUAUAGUUCAAAGCCUGAAAUACUCAGAGCAAUGCAACGUGCAGAUGAAGCCUUGAAUAAAGACAAGAUCGAGAGGCUUGAAUUGGCAGUGUGUGAUGAGCCCUCAGAACCAGAGGAAGAAGAAGAGAUGGAGGUAGGUGCAACUUACUCAUCAGAUAAGAGUGAAGAAGAUAAGGAAAUUGAAAGUGAAGAAGAAGUGCCACCUAAGGUGCAAGGAUCUAGGCGAAGUAGCCGCCAGAUAAAAAAACGAAGGGUCAUAUCAGACUCUGAGAGUGAUGUUGGUGGCUCUGAUGUGGAAUUCAAGCCAGAUGCUAAGGAGGAAGGAAGCAGUGAUGAAAUAAGCAGUGGAGUGGGGGACAGUGACAGUGAAGGCUUGGACAGCCCUGUCAAAGUUGCUUCAAAACGGAAGAAAAUGGUGUCUGGAAAUGGCGCUCUCAAAAGGAAAAGUUCAAGGAAGGAAAUGCCCUUGGCCACCAAACGAUCAACUGGCAUUUCAUCAGAAACCAAGAGCACUCUGAGUGCUUUCUCUGCCCCUCAGAAUUCUGAAUCUCAAGCCCACACUGGUGGAGGAUGUGAGGAUAGUAGUCGCCCCACUUUCUGGUAUCAUGAAACUUUAGAGUGGCUUAAGGAGGAAAAGAGACGAGAUCUCCACAGGAGGCGACCUGAUCACCCCGAUUUUGAUGCAUCCACACUCUAUGUGCCUGAGGAUUUCCUUAAUUCCUGUACUCCUGGGAUGAGGAAGUGGUGGCAGAUUAAGUCUCAGAACUUUGAUCUUGUUAUUUUUUAUAAGGUGGGGAAGUUUUAUGAGUUGUACCACAUGGAUGCUCUUGUUGGAGUCAAUGAACUCGGGCUGGUAUUCAUGAAAGGCAACUGGGCUCAUUCUGGUUUCCCUGAAAUUGCAUUUGGCCGAUACUCUGAUUCUCUGGUUCAGAAGGGCUAUAAAGUAGCACGAGUGGAACAGACUGAGACCCCGGAAAUGAUGGAGGCACGAUGCCGGAAGAUGGCACAUAUAUCUAAGUAUGACAGAGUGGUGAGGAGGGAGAUCUGUAGAGUCAUUACCAAGGGUACACAGACCUACAGUGUACUGGAAGGUGACCCCUCUGAGAACUACAGUAAGUAUCUUCUUAGCCUCAAAGAAAAAGAGGAGGAUUCCUCUGGCCACACUCGAGUGUAUGGAGUAUGCUUUGUUGAUACCUCACUGGGAAAGUUUUUCAUAGGUCAGUUUCCAGAUGAUCGCCACUGUUCUAGAUUUAGGACUCUAGUGGCACACUACCCUCCAGUACAAGUCUUGUUUGAGAAAGGAAAUCUCUCAACAGAAACUAAGAUGAUUCUGAAGGGUUCAUUAUCCUCCUCUCUUCAGGAAGGUCUGAUACCAGGCUCCCAGUUUUGGGAUGCAGCCAAAACUUUGAGAACUCUCCUUGAAGAAGCAUAUUUUAAGGAAAAGUUAAAUGACAGUGGGGUGAUGUUACCCCAGGUGCUUAAAGGUAUGACCUCAGAGUCUGAUUCUCUUGGGUUAACACCAGGAGAGAAGAGUGAAUUGGCCCUCUCUGCUCUAGGUGGUUGUGUCUUCUACCUCAAAAAAUGCCUUAUUGAUCAAGAGCUUUUAUCAAUGGCUAAUUUUGAAGAAUACAUUCCCUUGGAUUCUGACAGGGUUAGUGCUACAAGACCUGGUGCUGUUUUUGCAAAAGCCAAUCAACGGAUGGUGCUAGAUGCUGUGACAUUAAGCAACUUGGAGAUUUUCCUGAAUGGAACAAAUGGUUCUACUGAAGGGACCCUGCUAGAAAAGAUUGAUACUUGCCAUACUCCCUUUGGUAAGCGGCUCCUAAAGCAGUGGCUUUGUGCCCCACUCUGUAGCCCUUAUGCUAUCAAUGAUCGUUUAGAUGCUAUAGAAGACCUCAUGGCUGUGCCUGACAAAAUCUCUGAUGUUGCAGACCUUCUAAAGAAGAUUCCAGACCUUGAGAGGCUGCUGAGUAAAAUUCAUAAUGUUGGGUCUCCCCUGAAGAGCCAGAACCACCCAGAUAGCAGGGCUAUAAUGUAUGAAGAAACUACAUACAGCAAAAAAAAGAUUAUUGAUUUUCUUUCUGCUCUAGAAGGAUUCAAAGUAAUAUGUAAAAUUAUAGAGACUAUGGAAGAAGUUGCUGACAACUUUAAGUCUAAAAUCCUUAAGCAAGUCAUUACUUUGCAGACAAAAAAUCCUGAGGGCCGUUUUCCUGAUUUGACUAUAGAACUGAACCGAUGGGAUACAGCCUUUGACCAUGAAAAGGCUCGAAGGACUGGACUAAUUACUCCCAAAGCAGGAUUUGACCCUGAUUAUGACCAAGCUCUUGCUGACAUAAGAGAAAAUGAACAGAGCCUCCUGGAAUACUUGGAGAAACAGCGCAGUCGAAUUGGCUGUAGGACCAUUGUCUACUGGGGGAUUGGCAGGAACCGUUACCAGUUGGAAAUUCCAGAGAAUUUCAUCACUCGUAAUUUGCCAGAAGAAUAUGAGUUGAAAUCCACCAAGAAGGGCUGUAAACGAUACUGGACCAAAACUAUUGAGAAGAAGUUGGCUAAUCUGAUAAACGCUGAAGAGCGGAGAGACGUAUCGUUGAAAGACUGCAUGCGGCGACUCUUCUAUAACUUUGAUAAAAAUUACAAGGACUGGCAGUCUGCUGUUGAGUGCAUCGCAGUAUUGGAUGUCUUACUGUGCCUGGCUAACUACAGUCGAGGGGGUGAUGGCCCUAUGUGUCGUCCAGUAAUUCUGUUUCCAGAAGAAGACACACCCCCCUUCUUGGACCUUAGAGGAUCACGUCAUCCCUGCAUUACGAAGACUUUUUUUGGAGAUGACUUUAUUCCUAAUGACAUUCUAAUAGGCUGUGAGGAAGAGGAGGAGGAAAGUGGCAAAGCUUAUUGUGUGCUUGUUACUGGACCUAAUAUGGGGGGCAAGUCGACACUCAUGAGACAGGCUGGCCUGUUAGCUGUAAUGGCCCAGACGGGUUGUUACAUACCUGCUGAAGUAUGCAGGCUCACACCUAUUGAUAGAGUAUUUACUAGACUUGGUGCCUCAGACAGAAUAAUGUCAGGUGAAAGUACAUUUUUUGUUGAACUGAGUGAAACUGCCAGUAUCCUUACACACGCAACAGCACAUUCUCUGGUGCUUGUGGAUGAAUUAGGAAGAGGUACUGCAACAUUUGAUGGAACAGCAAUAGCAAAUGCAGUUGUUAAAGAACUUGCUGAGAACAUAAAGUGUCGUACAUUGUUUUCUACCCAUUACCAUUCAUUAGUGGAAGAUUAUUCUCAAAAUGUUGCAGUGCGCCUGGGACACAUGGCAUGCAUGGUAGAAAAUGAAUGUGAGGAUCCCAGCCAGGAGACUAUUACCUUCCUAUAUAAAUUCAUUAAGGGAGCUUGUCCUAAAAGCUAUGGCUUUAAUGCAGCAAAGCUUGCUAAUCUUCCAGAGGAGAUUAUUCAAAAGGGACAUAGAAAAGCAAGAGAAUUUGAGAAGAUGACCCAAUCACUGCGAUUAUUUCGGGAAGUUUGCCUGGCUAGUGAAAGGUCGACUAUAGAUGCUGAAGCUGUCCCUAAGUUGCUGACUUUGAUUAAGGAAUUAUAGACUACAUUGGAAGCUCUGAGUUGACUUUUUGACAAAGGUGGUAAAUUCAGACAACAUUAUGAUCUAAUAAACUUUAUUUUUUAAAAAUGA
Molecule: messenger RNA, 4276 nt
Organism: Felis catus (domestic cat)
Lineage: Eukaryota; Metazoa; Chordata; Mammalia; Carnivora; Felidae
Gene: MSH6
Product: mutS homolog 6
Exons: 10
Coding region: 401-4186 (1261 amino acids)
Biological process (GO): mismatch repair
Cellular component (GO): nucleus; MutSalpha complex
Molecular function (GO): mismatched DNA binding; ATP binding; ATP-dependent DNA damage sensor activity
Source: RefSeq, a predicted model, not a curated record